AUGGAUCAAUUUGAAUAACAAAAGGAAAGUUAGAAUACAGGAGAAGAUGGAAAGGCUAUAAAAAAGAGAAUAAAGAAAUAGAAGGCAAAAAAGUAACCUGUUAAUGAGUAACCUAUUGAAGAUUGUAGUAUUUGUUAUGGUUAAAUCGUUGAUAAAGUAUAAUGAAUAUGAUUAAUAAUAAAAGGGUAUAAUUUAAACAUGUUAGCAUUCGUAUUGUUUUAAAUGCAUUGAGAUUUGGGCAAAAUAGAAUUUAACUUGUCCACAAUGCAGAGUGUAAUUUAGUCAGAUUUUAAGAGUAUGGAAAUAAGGAAAAGGAAAAAGAUAAAAAUUGUAUGAUUAUCAUGCAAAUGAAGUUAAAUCAGAUGAUGAUGAAUUAAUUUCUCUGAAUUUUUUGUAUUAACCAAUUAGAUUAAUGCCUUUUUUUACAAGGAUUUGGAGCCUACCUUUUGUAAAUUUGGUAUUACUAAAUUCAGAUUCAGAAUGA
Paramecium primaurelia is the source of this 484-nucleotide messenger RNA. Lineage: Eukaryota; Ciliophora; Oligohymenophorea; Peniculida; Parameciidae. The record is from the annotation of a GenBank genome assembly.